AUGCAAAGUAAUGACCCUAGAGAUGAGCUUUAAAAAGCAAGAGUCACUCUAAAAAUUAACGAUCUGAUGUAAAAAAGCUUAUAACUCCAAAGUUAGGUAUAACUAUUAUAACAAGAGGUAGAGCUCAAUAAGGUAAAGCUCCAAAGUGCCCGUUAAAGAUAAUAUAACAUUAGAUUUACAGCUAUUUUCCUAUUUUUGCUGCUACUAUUUACUCUUGCUCUACAAAACACAUAUGCGAUUAAACUAUUCUUAAAAGAAUUAUUUGGAAUUUAAAGUCAGCACAAAUUUCACAUACAUGAGCUAGAUGCUAUUUGGAAUCAGAGUAGAAGCCUAAAUCUAGAUUAGAAUUGCUAAAAUAAUAGAUUAGCUCUUAAGGGUGAUAUUACUGGGAUUAAAACUAUUGAUCUAGUUGAUGCAUUAGACUCUAUCACUCAGCUUGAUAAAAAGCCUGAAAUUACUUAGAUCAAAUAUCAAAUCCUACAGCUCUACCACAAACUUGAAAGCAAAAGCAAUGAGGCUGAUUACACUAUCGAUAGACUGUUUAGAAAUAUUACUUAAUCUGAUAACAGAUAGCAAUAAAUGAGAGAUUUAAUAAUGGAUGUUGAUAGUAUGAUUUGCUUGAUUUAGAAUGAUAAAAAUUAUGGCAUGUACGGCAAGCUAUAAAAAUAUGUAGACUAAUUGUAAAAAUUAAAAGCUAGUCUUGACAAUUAUUCGAAGUUUUAUUGA
Molecule: messenger RNA, 726 nt
Organism: Stylonychia lemnae
Lineage: Eukaryota; Ciliophora; Spirotrichea; Sporadotrichida; Oxytrichidae
Source: the annotation of a GenBank genome assembly